Epinephelus fuscoguttatus (brown-marbled grouper) is the source of this 4527-nucleotide messenger RNA. It is a transcript of the gene cyp1b1, whose product is annotated as cytochrome P450 1B1. Gene Ontology annotation, molecular function: heme binding; oxidoreductase activity, acting on paired donors, with incorporation or reduction of molecular oxygen, reduced flavin or flavoprotein as one donor, and incorporation of one atom of oxygen; iron ion binding. Bases 375 to 1997 code for a protein of 540 amino acids. NCBI's taxonomy places the organism in Eukaryota, Metazoa, Chordata, Actinopteri, Perciformes, Serranidae. The record is from RefSeq and is a predicted model, not a curated record. Gene Ontology annotation, biological process: hormone biosynthetic process; progesterone metabolic process. The transcript has 3 exons.
CACACACACACACACACACACAUACACACACAUACACACAGAGGCUGACGGGCCGUGAUGCUGCUCUGUUUGGGGAUAAAUGACUUCAGCUGGUGCGGUGGGGCUUCAAAGCAUGGGCAGGCUGCGGACAGAGAGCAGGGAGCUCCCACUCACACACACACACACUCUGUGCAUGCACAACAGGCUGAACACUUGACUCUUUACAUCAGGCUGCUUUUCUACAGACUGGAAGACUGAGAAGCUAAUAGGUUUAAAGAUUUAAAAAAAAAUGUAGUCUUUCCAUUCAGUUUGGAUGAACACACUUGAAGUGGGAUCUCAGAAACAGCAUUAAAUAUUUUAGAUAAAGGCUGCUAUCUUUUUGAUGAACCAAGGACAUGGGCAGCAGGCUCCCCAUCAUGGAUUUUACAUUGGAGGGGAUUAACCCGGCGACUCCAGGAGCUGUGUUACUGGCAUGUGUGACUCUGUUGCUCUCCCUCCACCUGUGGCGCUGGCUCCAGCAGCGGUCGCUCCCCUGCCUGCCCGGUCCGCUCGCCUGGCCGGUCGUCGGGAACGCUCCGCAACUUGGCAACGCCCCGCACCUAUAUUUUACGCGCAUGGCCAAAAAGUACGGCAACGUCUUCCAGGUAAAACUGGGCUCUCGGGCCGUGGUGGUGCUGAAUGGGGACUCCAUCAAACAGGCGCUGGUCAAGCAGGGCUCCGAGUUUGCCGGCAGACCGGACUUCACCUCCUUCCAGUACAUCUCCGAAGGCGCGAGCCUCGCGUUUGGCACCAUGACGGACCUGUGGAAGAUGCACCGCAGAGUGGCUCAGUCCACUGUCCGGAUGUUUUCAACCGGGAACCCGCACACCAAAAAGACAUUCGAGCACCACAUUAUCUGCGAGUUCAGAGAGCUGCUGAAGCUGUUUGUGGAGAAAACCAAGGAGCAGCAAUACUUUCAGCCCAUGACAUAUCUCGUGGUAUCCACUGCCAACAUAAUGAGCGCGGUGUGCUUUGGGAACAGGUACUCCCAUGAGGACGAGGAGUUUCGGCAGGUGGUGGGCAGGAAUGAUCAGUUCACCCAGACAGUGGGAGCAGGGAGCAUAGUGGAUGUGAUGCCUUGGCUUCAGUACUUCCCCAACCCUGUCAAAACCAUUUUUGAAAACUUCAAGAGGCUCAACGUGGAGUUUAGCACGUUUAUUCAAGACAAAGUUAUCCAACACAGAAAAACAAUCCAGUCAAACACCAUCAGAGACAUGACAGAUGCUUUUAUAGUGGCGAUGGACAAACUAAGAGUUAAAUCACCGCUCUCAGCAGAGAAGGAUUAUGUGCCUCCCGCUAUGGGGGACAUCUUUGGAGCCAGUCAAGACACUCUGUCAACUGCCCUGCAGUGGAUCAUCCUCAUACUUGUCAAGUAUCCUGAGAUGCAGAUGCGUCUCCAGGAGGAGGUGGACAGAGUGGUAGACCGCGGCCGACUGCCUUCUAUUGAGGACCAGCUGCAGCUGCCUUACAUCAUGGCCUUCAUCUACGAGGUGAUGCGCUACACCAGCUUUGUCCCGCUCACCAUCCCCCACUCCACCACCACAGACACCUCCCUCAAUGGCUACCCCAUACCAAAGGACACGGUAGUCUUCGUCAACCAGUGGUCCAUCAACCAUGACCCGGCCCUGUGGUCCCACCCGGAGGUCUUUGACCCCCAGCGUUUCCUGGAUCAGAACGGAGCGUUGAACAAGGACCUGACGAGCACCGUGCUCAUCUUCUCCAUGGGCAAGCGACGGUGCAUCGGCGAGGAGCUGUCCAAGCUGCAGCUGUUCCUCUUCAUGGCCUUGAUCGCACACCAGUGCAACAUCACUGUGGACCCAUCCAGGCCAGUCAAGCUGGACUUCAACUAUGGUUUGACUCUGAAACCGCAUGCUUUUUCCAUAGCAGUGACUCUGCGGGAAGAUAUGAAGCUGCUGGAUGCAGCUGCCAGGCAGGCCGUCCCUGAGGAGGUCAAGGAAGAGCCCUCGUUGGACACAUAAACAGAGACCUAAAUCAAAACGGUAACAAUCAAAAAGCAAAAUGAAGGCUGAAACACAAAAGACUUAUGAACUAUAGCUCAUGUUUGUGUUCUGAAAACUAUAUUUAUAAGCUGAAAUCUCAGGCUAAAAUCUAAACACUGAUCACUGACUCAUUUUUAAGUAUUAUAGUGCAGGGAGGGAACAGAUGUGGCAUUUGUUUCACAGGAAACACGGCGCAGUGCAUACAUGCCAUGUCUCACGUGACCAGCAGUUCACCUGGGAUCAGUCUGGUCUACUACAACAUCAAACACAAUCUGACAUAUCACUUAGCAAUUAGCUUCUUUUGAUUCAUCAAGGUGGAAGACUGCAGUUGGCUGCACAUCACUAGAGAUCAACCAGACAGGAGUUACAGAAGCCUGAAAAGCUGCUGUAACACACCCUUGUGAUUUUAGUGUGAAUGCUGUUGCUGCAAGAACUGGUUAAAAGGUAGAAACCAUCAAGCUCACAUCGACAUCAGUGUUGUCAUGUCUUCUAUAACAUUUUUGUUGUCAGAUUUUAAAACAAAUAUCUCCAGAAAUGUCAGCUUUUCAGGAAUCCUUUUAAUUUGGCUCCAAUUUAAAUGUUUUUCUUGUAAAUAAGGGUUCCAAACUCUUUUUAAUGAGAUGUGAAACGUCUCACAACAUACAAAAUGUGCGAUAUUUUGAGGUAAACAAUCAAAAGUGGAGAUUUUUAUGUGACAAAAGUAAUGUGCCACCUAAGGUCAGACUCGUGACCAAUGCAGUGAUUCUGCGUGAACAGGCGAAUAAGCUCAUGGAGUGCAAUGGCCCUUUAGCCUUAUGUCUACCAAAAUAAAAUGUUCAGUACCAAUGUAGUUACUCAUAGACAGUGUAAAUGCUUUGUUACUCAAUAAUAAGGCCUAUUAAAGGUGUCAAAUACUGUUGAAACGAAAAGUCAUCUAAUAUAUUCCACAAGCUACUGUAGAUACUGUUUGAAGAGGAUAAGGCAAAGGAGGGGAAGGGUACACCAAACAGACCUGCUGCAAGUGCUGCUUGUGUCUGUGAACUGCUGUCCAGUGCAAGUAUGAAAAGACUAAUAUUAGAUCAGUGUUAUUUAGUCAUUUAUUUCUCUUGUUUUUGUUACUCACAAAGAUUUUUGGUUGAAUGUCGUAGAAUGCUGCUCUAUGGAAAACCUUUUACCCCCCGUCAUUUUAAAUUCCAUGCUCAAGAUGCCAGUAACCAAAUCGUUUCUUCUUCAUGUUGUUUUAUAUGCAGGGAUAUCCAUGCUGUCAAAAUGAGGGCUGGGACACUGGGGGACAUGAUUUUAUUUCUUUUUGUAGACUCAUCUUAUUGCUGCCUCAGCGUGAGAGACUAAUGCACUUACUGUAAAGUCUUGGAUUUCAGCAUUUGUUGGCCAACUGAUGAAGUAUUUUGCAGCUGAGUAACUCUGAUUUAUUUUUGAAAUAGGAAGUAAAUUUAGGCAAAUGUUAACAGACCUGGUUAGUUAUUUGAAUGUCUUAGUAAAUCACAACAUAUCCAUUGAUGGAGCCCUGUGAAACACCAAACCUGACGUGCAGCUUUCCAAGACAAACUAAAGUAUGAUGAUCCAGGAUGAUCCUCCAGAAGUAAAAGCAUAAUCUGUGUGAAACUGCACCACUGAUGGCACAUCCGUUGGUAAGAUCAGAAAAGCCUUGCAUGAGCCAUGUUUCCUCAGUAAACCAAAUUCUAACAUGUUGAUGGUGCAGUGUGCAGGAUUUUGGGGGGACAUCUUCACAGAGAUGGAUUUUUAUAUAAUAAAUCUAAGAAGAACUGUCACCUUUUCGCUAUGUUAGAAUUAGCCAUUAUUAUCUACAUAGGGAGCGGGUCCUUGUCCAUGCAGAUCACCAUAGUCACAGCCAUGUUUCUACAGUAGCCAAGAACAGACCAAAUACAGGCUCUAGAUAGGGUCACUGGUGUUUUCACGUCAGCCACCGUAGUUAGCAACCCCUCCGUGGCAAGCGGCAUUGGAGUAACACUGAUUUGUAAUGUGUAACUGCUUUAUUUUGUGUUUUUAUGAGUUUAAAUCACCAGGUCCAUUUUUGUCGGAGAGGAAGAGACAUCUGCGAAUAAUUCAGCUUCCAGUUAAAACUCCCUGAUUAAUAAACACUGAGGGAAUCCUAAACGGGAGAAGUAUCCUACACACUGUUCCUUUAACUUCUACAUACUGGUUUUGUCAAACUCAGUUCAAAAUAGCUUUUGUCGCCACAUGAUAAAUUAAAACUUCCAUUGCUUAAAGUUAACUUGUUCCUGACAGGGCUAAGAAAUACCUGAAAUCCAAAAAUUUACCAUGUCUUUACCUCAUAUGCUUCUUAUGUAGAACUAUACUAAAUUGGAUGAGUGCAAUAAAAGCCAUUCAUUACUGCUCAUUGCAGCAACACAGUACUUUAAGCUUUUGGCUACACUUACCGUAACUGCGGCUGUGGUGUUGCUCUUCUGAGUAUUUCUUCAAAUGGCUCUCCUGCAAGUUGUUUUAAAAAUAUUGUACAGCUUCAUAAUAAACCGAUACUUUAACUAUU